GAGAUUGACAGCCCAUGAUUGAUUGUUUCCAGUCCAGUUCUGAUUCAUACGGCCUAUCAAUUUCCUAAUACUUGUUGAAACAGAUCUUUUGGAGCAUGGAGGCCGCAGAUGAUGCUUUUGAUCCUUCGCGGCGCGAGUCGUCCACUCCUCACUAUCAAACCUUUCCAACGAAUCCACCCUCCUCAAAAGGACCUCCUCACUCACGCCUGAGAUCGCAGGAUUCGAGCACCCGCAAUGCCAACCAUGAGAAUGGACAACCCCACGAUGAAACCCCUCUUCCGAAAAAGCAAUUGGCGAUCCUCGGGGUCAUCGCUCUGGCUGAACAGACCGCGCUGAACAGCAUCGGUCCAUACCUCCCUGCGAUGGCUCUUGGGUUUCCCGGGGUGUCACAGGCAACCGUCGGCCUGUACGUUGGCUUGAUCGCCAGCGCGUUCGCGCUAGCGCAAUGUGCGUCGGGAUAUUUUUGGGGUUUACUUUCCGACCGCAUCGGGCGGAAGCCGGUCAUACUUCUUGGGACCGUGAUGACGGCCGCGUGCUUCGCGGGAUUCGGCUUCUGCAAAACAUUAGGCGCCGCAAUUGCGGUUCAGACGCUCAUGGGCCUAGUCAAUGGCAACCAAGGGGUCGUCAGCACGGUCUUAGGCGAACUCACGGAUCGAAGCAAUCAAGGACGGGCGUUUACAUACCUUCCGGUCGUCUAUGGCCUCGGUGGAAUCACCGGUCCGACGGUGGGCGGAAUGUUGGUGAACCUGGUCGAUGACGAUGACGGAUUCUGGGGGACGUAUCCGUACUUGCCGCCGAACAUCUUCUCCGCCACGAUCCUCCUCGUCGAUUUCGGUCUCGCAUGCUGGCUCCUCGAAGAGAGCCACGAAGCGGCUCGCGAUCAACCCCCUCUUCCCAAACGUAUUGGAAACCUCUUCGCCUGGAUAUGGCAGUUCGCUGGCGGCUCGCACCGACCGUCAUAUGUGAGAACGUUAUCACAGCGCGAACGGCACGGGGCUCGUCUGAACCAUUAUCGGAAUGGUGGUUCGGAUGACCUUCAGGAUCCCGACGAAUAUUCGGGGCUUCUCCCAGGAACCUCAAUGGAUAAGAUCACGUACCGCGAUAUUUUCAAUCGCGAUACCGUCCUUCUGCUGUUGACAUACCUUGUAUUUUCGCUUUCCAAUGUGGCAUACAACACGUUGUAUCCGAUCUUUGGAGAAGGUAAAGCCCCCACCGGACGAGACCUCUCCACACAAGAGGUGGGCCUGUCUCUGUCUUUCUCUGGGCUUGUGACCAUCCUAUUUCAGGUGGGCAUCUACGGUCGCCUGAGAGACAAGCUAGGGAAUAGGGCGUCGUACCGAGUCAGCAUAGCCGGUUUCGUCGCCGCUUUCUUGUUGAUGCCAUGGGUGGGCUACAAGACAUCUUCGGAUGGGCGCUACGCAGGCAUGAGUGAAGGCAAACUCCUGCUCUGGGUCGAGUUGGGAGCCAUUCUCGUCAUCAAGACCGUGGCAGCCGUUGGCGGGCUAACAAGUGCUCUUCUCCUCAUCACUAACUCGGCCCCAUCACACGCGGUCCUCGGCCAGAUUAACGGCCUGGCUCAAACACUAGCAUCAGGCGGACGAGCGGUCGGCCCAUUUGUUUCCGGGGCGUUGUUCUCCGCCGCCACGAGAUUGCAUCCGAAAGGCGAGGCGAUGCCGUUCGGUGUUUUUGCGGGCAUCGCUUUCCUGGGAUUCCUCCUAAGCUGGGGCAUUCGCAGUCCGGACCUGGAAGGAGACGGGUGGGAGGAGGAUCAUGAUGAAUCACCAAGCGAUCAUGAAAGUGGCUGGGAUGAAGAUGAUCACGACCACUGACCUUCGCUCUCACAGGACGGUUAGAAAGUUGGGUUUGGUAAUGAAUCUCAUGGACAUGCUUAUCGGCCGUACGGUUCUUUGCUGUACAGUUCAUGUGCGCUCUACCCGUUCAGUUGAUUGUUGAAGUCGUGUGUCAUUUUCCCAGUCCAACCGCAUU
Molecule: messenger RNA, 1986 nt
Organism: Eremomyces bilateralis CBS 781.70
Lineage: Eukaryota; Fungi; Ascomycota; Dothideomycetes; Eremomycetales; Eremomycetaceae
Product: MFS general substrate transporter
Exons: 2
Coding region: 96-1829 (577 amino acids)
Biological process (GO): transmembrane transport
Molecular function (GO): transmembrane transporter activity
Source: RefSeq, a predicted model, not a curated record